UCCAACAUGGCCGCCUACGGAAGACAACCGGUUUUGUCUUCCACAUCACUUCAGAUCCUCUUUUAUCUAAACGGCUGGUAUUUCGCUGCUUUCUUCAUAGCCGAGUGUCUCAUGUUUGUCUAUAAAGGUGUGUUACUGCCCUACACUCAAUCUAAUCUCAUACUAGAUGUUGUUCUGCUGCUUCUCUUCUUGGGCCUCGAGAUCCUCCGACUCUUCUAUGGCUGGAAGGGAAACCUGUGUCAGCGCGCUCUGGCACUCUUUGUCAGCGUUUGUGUUCUGGUGCCCUGUGCAGUAAUGAGCAUCUACUACCUUAUAUUACAGACGUUUAUUUUACGUCUGGAGUUUGUGCUCAAUGCUGUAUUGCUCUGCUUUUAUGGUGUUGAGCUGGUUCUGGGACUGAUGACCAUCUCAGUUUUUUCAAGGGCAAAUAUUUCUCUGUGAAGCUCUGAAAAUCUCUAAUGUCAAGACGAAAACACGUGGAAUACAACAAGCUGCAGUCUGUCCGGUUGAGAGCUGUCAGGACUUGCCUCACAAAACAUGCACACACAGCCAUUUAAAGGGAUAGUUCACCCACAACAAUCAAUUACUCAAUCUCAAAUUGUUCCAAACCUAUAUAAAUUUCUUUGUGUAGUUAAACACAAAGAAAGAUAUUUGGGAGAAUGUUAGCAACUUAGAUUUCUGGGGCACCAUGGAAUACCAUGGUAUAAUUAUUUUUAUUUUUUGGUUUUGUUCAUUUGAACACAAAAUUAAAUAUUUUGAAGCAUUUAGGAAAACAAAGUGGGACACAUUUGACAAACCUUUUAAUCGUGGUAAAUGUUCCCUUAGAAAUCUCAGUUUCUAACAUUUUUCCAAAUAUCUUUAUUUGUGUUUAACCAAACGAAGACAUUUUUAUAGGUUUGGGACCACUUGAGGAUAAUUCAUGACACCAUUUUUAUUUUUGGGUGAACUGUCCUUUUAAUGUUUAAAAAAUGUAUUUUUCCUAAACAAAUAUGUUAAGCAACUCUCUAGUUUGUUAUGAAGUGAAGUGAACCUUUGUCAUUUUUUCAUAUAAUGUAAAUGUAUAUAUAUAAAUCUAAUGAUUAUUGUUAUUAAAAUGUCAUAUGAAACCAA
This is a messenger RNA of Triplophysa dalaica, 1110 nucleotides long. RefSeq names its product transmembrane protein 216 (gene tmem216). Bases 7 to 441 code for a protein of 144 amino acids. The transcript has 6 exons. Gene Ontology annotation, biological process: non-motile cilium assembly. Gene Ontology annotation, cellular component: ciliary transition zone. The record is from RefSeq and is a predicted model, not a curated record. NCBI's taxonomy places the organism in Eukaryota, Metazoa, Chordata, Actinopteri, Cypriniformes, Nemacheilidae.